Molecule: messenger RNA, 4454 nt
Organism: Triticum dicoccoides
Lineage: Eukaryota; Viridiplantae; Streptophyta; Magnoliopsida; Poales; Poaceae
Exons: 9
Coding region: 1-4089 (1362 amino acids)
Source: RefSeq, a predicted model, not a curated record
AUGGAGGGCCUCUUUAUGCAGGUCUUCGAGCGCCGGGACUGGGUCACCGGGCAGAUGCGCCAGCAGGUCGACUCCCACGCCGAGUCCCUCGCCUGCGCCUUCCUCGCUGCCGAGCUAAAUGGCAAACCUAUUGUUCCGGGUUUACUUUUCGCUGGAAGCCAGAUUACUACACCAGCAACCAACAGAACCUUCUUUCAGCCGCGAGCUGUUCCUAGCAUUUCACUCAGAAAUGUGGGGGUUCCAAAUGGAUAUGCUGGUCGAGACUCUAUUUGUGACACCGUGGAUACUAACCAACAUGAAGUGCCUCAGCAAAAGCAGGUUUCAGUUGACCAGGAGAUAUUUGAGCCUAGUUCUGAAGUCAACAUGUUCUCUGUGGUAAAGCGUUCCAGGUCAAGGCAGCGGCAUAUUGAAGAUCGGUCGCGUGAGAAGGGUCAAGCGACAAAUAGUGGAAUCAGGGAUGUUAUGCAAGACAGGAUGCAGAGGUCUGAACUUGCAACUGCAGGUUUGAACAAAACAACUGCAUCAUUAUCCUCCAAACCAUGUGGUGACGGUGAAAACAAUGCUGGAACAACGACCACUUUGCCAGGUCAGGAGAAAGGUUUUUAUGCCAAUCAGGAUAGAUCAACUGAAUUCGUCAAGUGCAGUAAAGAUGGUGAUCCUGGAAAUCAAGGAGUUAAGUUAGAUUGUUCUCAAAAUCAGAUUGUCAAUUCUGAUAAUAAUGUCAUGGUUUCUGCUAGAAGUUCUUUUGGAGUGCAAGUUACAGGCUCUGCGUGCCAUGCACUCCCUGAAACUUAUCUGUCGGUUGAGCCGAAAAAACUUCAAUUCGAUGGUGUUGAAUCAGUUUGCAUGAAUCCUGCAAGUGAACAGACGAUGCAGCAACCAGUAUGUACCCUGGAAGGUGCCAAUCUUGAUCUUGCUGAGGCACAUCCCUUAAAUGAAGACCCGUCUUCUACCAGCUAUUCUCAAGUUCCUCAGGAGCAACAUCUGUUGGCCAGAACAUCUUUAGAACUCAAGGAGACCGAUGCAGAGACUCCCUUGGGCCCCACUUCCCCGGUUACACAAAAAGAGACACUCAACGGAAAGGCAGCAUAUGAUGCGGUCAACUGCCAUUCGGGAAAGCUGGGCGAUGUUCAGAUAAAAUUAUCAGCUUUGACCAAAGCAUGCAACAUUUCUGUCAGCAACAAAAAGGACGAGUCUGCAGUGCCAGAAGUUAUGAGCAGUGUUUCAGCUAGAAGAACCAGCGAAAUGCACUCAACUGAAAGGAACAGUAUGACUUCAGCCGAAGAUCUGCAACCAAAUGGAACAGAACAAGACACCUCUCUUAUUGAGAAUGCUGUUAAAGAAAAUGUUAAUUCAUGUACAGCAGAAAACGAUAAACGGAAAUCUCCACAACCUUAUGUUCUAUACGUCUUACCUAGUGCAUCACAUGAGAAAAAUAUUCUACUCGAGUCAGACAGAAGCAGUGCUGCUUGUGACCAGAAGAGGUCAGUACAAGAUGGAGUUGAAGUAAGUGAUAGUAUGUCAUCUAAAAGGAGAAGAAUAAGGCACCGAUCAGACUUUGACCUUUCCGGGACUCCUUGCACAAAUUCAUUGUCUCUGAACCACCAACUUGACAUUUCUAGCCAUAUGUUAACCGUGACAAAUUUCUCAGAGAAAUCCCAUCCUUCAGGUCCUUACUUCACAAGGAGUUCAGGAUCCUGCAAGAGCAUGUCUCUGGUGUCAGAGGGGGGGAAUGCUGCAAGUGAUGUUUAUGGAAAUGGGAAUUCUUCACGUGGAAGAAGAAAUACAACUAGCCUAUUAAGUGGCGUCCUUGAUAACUCUCCUACCGCAAGCACCAGCAGGAGUGCAUUGGAAGGACGGGUCUUCAAAAAUUCUCAAGAACAGAAACAAAAUAAGUUGGAAGUGGAGUUUCUGACAACUGCUGCUUUGCCUUAUUGCUCUGGCAUCCUAUCUCGUAAUGAGGAAAACUGCACACAGCAGGAAGGUACUUGCUUUGAAGGUCAGAACCUAAUUGUCACGGCUGCGAGUGUGGCAGACCAGGAAAUGGCUCCUGAGAUGGAUGACUUAUCAUCUCCAAUUGCAAUAUUACAUCAAGAAAAUUAUUCUGGAACAGAACUGUUUACUCGAUUCCCAAGUUGUGAACAAGCAUCUGCGCCUAAUGCACUGUUUCAUGAGAAAUCAUGGUAUGACUCGAAUGAAUGUGUUAGGAAAUAUAAAAGUUAUGAUCCAAAGGCACAAUUGGGUGAUGAAUCUUUUGAUUGUGAUGGUUCAAUGCCAGUAAUGGAGAUCUUUGAUGUCUCUGACCAAUUGGACAGCCCAAUUAUCGGAAAAAGGCCAUUUGAGUCCCUUCACGAUUCUCACCAAUUAGGCACCAUUUGCUCAGAUCCUCCAAACAAGCAUAAUACUAACACAGCGAGUAGUUUGCAUCCGCUAUUGACAACUACUAUGCCCGGGAAACCCAGAAACUGUUCCCUCUCUGAUGAUCUACAAUACAGUGCUAGUAACAGUCGCAGCGGUAUGGACUCCUUCGGAUGUGGACUUGAAUCGUUUUUUAUUUCUGAUGGCGUAGCCUCUUGCUCUUCAAAUGCUAGCAGCAGACAAGAGAUCAAUGAAACUCCUUUGACUCCAUCUGUUGAAAAGUAUAGCCAAAAACUUUCAUUAAGAUCUGGAUCUGGUUCAGAACAUAUGAGUUCUAUUCCUGAACUUGAAGUCUUCCGAAUUGAUGAAGACAACAGCAUUCCGGAAGAAGAUGAGUACCAAGACAUGGCUCCUGGAUCUGUAGAUGUGAAUUGCUCAUGCCAGCGACAAUCUGGGGGAACAGCACUUCAGGAUAUUACUGGAUUAUGUCAAAACAAUGGAAGUUCUCCGUCUCAUUCGAUGAGAAGCAUGGAUAAAGGUAACAUAGACUUGAGUGCAGAAUCUGUCAGUAGUGAGCUCACUCAUCAUUCAAAUAUCAGAAAUCAUAGCAUUAAGCCAAGAUACAAUCACCCUACUUCAGUUAAGAGAGAAGGAAAAGUAUCCCGUUCUCUUCAUGACAGAUCAGGUACGAAAGAAAUAACCAAAAGCAGAAGUGGAAGACACAGGAGUGAAGCAAAUAUUGACAAGCAAGGCACGACAGAAAUAAUCAAUAGCAGAAAUGGAAGACACAGGAGUGAAGCAAAUGUUGACAAACAAGGCACGGCAGAACUACUCAAUAGCAAAAAUGGAAGACACAGGAGUGAAGCAAAUGUUGACAGACAAUCUAAGCCUAUCAAUAUUGUUGCCAAUGUGGCAUCUUUUGUACCUCUUGUAAAACAAAAGUUGCAAUCUACAACAGUGUGCGUUAAAAAAGAUGUUAAGGUGAAGGCACUCAAGGCAGCUGAAGCUGCAAAACGUCUUGAAGAGAAGAAACAAAAGGAGCAAGAAAAGCGCAAAGCGGCUGCAAAAGCAGAGCGUGAAAGACUGAAGCAAGAGAAGGAACAAAUACAAAAACUUGAAGAGGAACAAAAGAAGAGACGAGAAGUUGAUGCGGCCGCUAAGAAGCGGCAGAGAGAAGAAGGGGAAAAGAGGGAAACGAUGAAAAGAAGAAAAUGCAUGGAUGAAGCUCGAAAGCAACAGAAGCAGCCUAUGGACAGACAACGAGUCAUGAAGGAUGAAAAAGAUGCUCGUCAAAAAGCUUCUGAUAAUAUGGCGCCAAGGAAGAAUUUGGUUGAUGUAGGCAAAAACCAAGUUAAACCUGAUGAGACUACCGAACAUGCCCUUCGAUACAAGGCCAAUGAAAGUAAGGACGAGAAAGGUGUUGCAGUAGAUGACAGGAAUGCAAGUUUUGGAUCUGAUGCUAAGGAAAAUAUCCUGAACAGUUUCGAGGAGUCCUACACAAUGACUCCGUAUAAAGAUUCUGAUGAUGAGGAUGAUGAUGAUUACGACGAACAUGUACAAGAAGCAAGGCGCAGAAGGAAAUUUGUUCCUUGUUGGGCUCGAAAGGAAAACUUGGAUAAUAUCUUACUAUCCAAUAAAGCAUUAAACCCUAGAGAAAAUUUUGCACAGAAGCUGUCCUUCAACAUAUCUGAAGUUCUUUCGGCCCACGUUCUGCAGCGCGUCGUAAGAUAGCCUUCCAUUCCAUUUGAUGAAGUAGCGGUAACAUGUUCUUCUGGCCUCCAUUUCGCCUUGGCAGUCGGUGAUGUGUAUAAGCUGACCAGCAAUCUCUCUCUUCUGUAACCUGUAAGCUAGGAAUGAUGUACGUAGGAGAACAUUGCUGUGCCACUUGACUAGUUACAUACUCCGUGCCUAGCAUCGAUCAUUGCUUGGUCAAGUAGUAGUUUGUUUAUAACGGCUUCCGUCACAUUAUUUUCUGAUGGAGAUUGGGUAUGUAUCGGAGUGGCAGCAUGUGUAAGGAGAGUAGGCAGUUGCAGUAAAGUGAGCUCUUGUGUCCGAUGAGUAAAGUUGGACUGUUUUUUGGUGGAAAUUCCAUUCCA